CCAAAAGCCUACUUUCAGCUUCGAACAUUGACAAGUCUUAAAUCUGAAUCCUCCUCCACGGCUUCUGCAGGUUUUCAGAAGCCCUCUACUUCAAUUCACCCCACUUGCACUAUUUGGCCAGCCGAACAUUUCCUACUAUCGCCAUGGCAGACCGGCCGCCGGAAUUCACCGGGCAGUUUCCCUCGUCUUUUGACGACGAGGAGGCCUACAAUGAGAAGCCGAUGCAGAAAGUCAAGCGCAAGCUCAAGGAGGAGCCUCUGGUGCCUCUUGGAAUCGGUUUGACCGUCCUCGCCUUCGUCAAUGCCUACCGAGCCCUCCGAAAAGGCGAUUCCAGACAAGCAAACAAGAUGUUCCGCGCUCGUGUCGCCGCUCAGGGUUUCACCGUCGUCGCAAUGGUCGCCGGAAGCAUGUACUAUAGCAAGGACCGUGAAAAGAGCAAGGAGCUGCGCAAGCUCAAGGAAGAGCGGGAUGCGGAAGAGAAACGCCAGAAGUGGAUCCGAGAGCUUGAGGCCCGUGACGAGGAAGACAAGGCCAUGAAGGCUCUGAUUCAAAAGAAACAAUCCAAUCUUGCGGGCCAGUCUGAUUCAGCCAGCGGAGAGCAGACGCAAGGCACCGGCGGAAUCCUAGGCAAGAUGGGAUUAUGGUCAAAGGGCGAGAAGGCUGCGGCAGAGGCCGCAAAGGCUGAAGCGGUCGCAGAACCUGCAUCAGAUAAGAAGUCGAGAAAAGAGAACCCGAAGAGCUCUCUUGGCGCGCUGGGCGAGAUUUAUGGCAAGAAGGACGAGGAAUCCAAGAAAUGAAGAGAAAGACGAAACCAACCCAGCUAUAUGGGUGACUAAACGACUAAAAAGCGCUGUACAUAAUCCGUUGUUAAAAAUUGUAUGAGCAUGUACGAUAGGUAGUUCGAAUUUAGGGCAUUGAUUGUAAGCCACCCCCUUCUCUUAAGAAUAUC
Messenger RNA from Trichoderma asperellum CBS 433.97, 949 nucleotides. It is a transcript of the gene RCF1, whose product is annotated as Respiratory supercomplex factor 1, mitochondrial. Gene Ontology annotation, biological process: mitochondrial respirasome assembly. The record is from RefSeq and is a predicted model, not a curated record. Gene Ontology annotation, cellular component: mitochondrion. Lineage: Eukaryota; Fungi; Ascomycota; Sordariomycetes; Hypocreales; Hypocreaceae.